Cololabis saira (Pacific saury) is the source of this 1816-nucleotide messenger RNA. RefSeq lists its product as uncharacterized. The record is from RefSeq and is a predicted model, not a curated record. The transcript has 3 exons. Gene Ontology annotation, cellular component: nuclear body. Bases 10 to 1317 code for a protein of 435 amino acids. Gene Ontology annotation, biological process: positive regulation of DNA-templated transcription. Lineage: Eukaryota; Metazoa; Chordata; Actinopteri; Beloniformes; Belonidae. Gene Ontology annotation, molecular function: DNA binding.
GCGCGGAGCAUGCGCAGUAGAGAACCCAAACAAAGCCAACAGCGCGAAUCCAGAGAAGAUAAACAAAGAAGUUUGAACAUGUCCCGCGGGCAGACGUGGAGCAGCGAGGAGGUGCAGGCUCUCAUGCACAUAUGGUCGGAGGAGUACGUGUCGCGCCUGCUCCUGGCCACCCACAAGAACAGCGAGGUUUUUAGACUGUUUAGUGAGAAGAUGGCGGAGCGGGGCUUCCACCGGUCGCUGCAUCAGUGUCGCAUCAAGGUGAAGAAGCUGCGGCAGCAGUACGUGAAGAUCCGAGAGUCCCUCACCAGCAGCGGCAGCUCGGACGGGGAGAGGGAGAAGUUCGUGUGGUACGACGAGCUGGAUGGUAUUCUGGGCACCAGACCGAGCAGCCCCAAACACGUUGUUGAGUCGUUCAAGGAGGAGGGACCGCCGACCCCAGAGCCCGCAGAGCUGCUGCCCAAGAGGGAGGAGGAUCCCCCUGAAGAAGAGGAGAGCAGGGCCAGCUUAGGAAGUCCCACGCCUCAGGAAGAGCAACCCCCCGUCCGCUGGGUGAUCCCUGGUGCCCAAGAACGAAAAAGGAAAAGUCGGACUGAUCGUUUGGACAGUUUCUUGGAAAGCUGCGUGAAGCAGCAGAAACAAAUGGAUGAGGCUGACCAGAAACGUAACGAGGAAGAUAAAGCUACAUUUGAAAACUUUAUUAGAGUUCAGCAAGAAGCAGAAGCGUGUCGGUUCAAAGCAAUACAAGAUCAGCAGCAGACCAACAACCAAGUCUUCUUGCACAUGAUGGGGACUUUUGCAAAAGCCUUAUUGAGCAAAUCACAGAAACCCCCAGCACAGGGAUGCCCCACAACACAGACAAUGUCCCCUGACGACCCUCCAGCAGGUAUGGCUAACCUUCACAACGUACCACCACCUCAAGAGACCUCUGAACAUCCUUUCGCACCGAUGGAAAACUACCUCCCAGAAACCAUGGCUCCAUGCACAAGUUCUUUGCUUCAAGAUGUAAUUGGAAGAGCAGGGGACCUGGAGAUGAAACAAGAUAAAGAUGAAAGAUCGCUGCACGGAUCCUUACCUGUUGUCAGUUCUAGUUUUUCUCUUUCAAGCGAUAAGGAUGUGGGAACCUCUCCUAAGUGUAAAAGGCAAACAACUGGAGAACCUGAGAUAAGUUCUCCAGAUGCCCUGAGCAGCUUCAGAGAUGAAGAUGAACUCUUUUUGCUUAGCCUCCUGCCUUCUUUGAAGAGGCUUCCUGUUAGAAAAAGGAUGGAAAUGCGCCUGAAGUUCCAGCAGAUGCUUUAUGCUGCAGAGUUUGAAGAUUAAACUAUUCACAAGUCACCAAGCACUGGUAAUUAGCAGGAGGUGACCGUAUGUCACAUGAGCAGUCCUCCUCAGACUUUCAGUUUAAAUGUUUAUUUUUCAAUGAUUACAACUGACUGUAUCAUGUCAUUAAGGAUUCUUUUUUGUCUUAUGUCGUUAAUGAUUCUUUUUUAUCUUCACUGUUUGUCUUAAAUCAGUAAGUAUUUAUGCUGUGACCACUGAACAUGUAUCAAAAGAUUUCUUUUGGUUUUAAUAAAGAAAAAAAUCCACCUAAAUUAAUUUUGAGUACGGUAUAGAUAAGAGAAAUUAUUUUGUUCCUGGUUCUGAUGCUAGAGUAAACGAGUGACAUAAUUCAAUCAGGUGAAUGUACAGUGAAGUGUAAUGGUGUGCAGUACAGUUCAACAGCUCCACUAGCACACGUUCUUGUUGCUGCCAGAUACGUUCUGAUCAUUGAUUUAGAGUAAAUUAAAUGACUGGAAAUAUAAACAUGCUUUUUUUUUUU